UUGGUCUGCAGCAUCAUUGUCAGCUCGCGAAUAUGCCUUUCCAUCUCAUCACCUUCACCGCCACCAAUGACAUCGCCGUGGUGCCAGCGAGCUGGUGUUACAAUGGCGAGGUGUCCUGGCCUCGCUAUAAAAGCCCGGAGAGGAUCAAGAGAGCAGUCGCCAACUCUGAAGAACCAGAGCCAAACUGGCCCCAGUACUUCAUGAGAAUCAUCAAAAGCUGUGCCCAAUAUGAAGAGUGUGAGGCGAUGCUCCGGUCCUAUGCGGGAGGCUGCAACACGUCGGACCUGCAGACGGAUGCAGAGAUGGAGACAGAUCUGCCAUCUAAACGUCGUAGGAGGCCAGUACAGCGUAUGGGACAGGAAACCUCCAGCGAUGAGGACAUGGGGGCACCUGAAGAGCUUCCCCAGCUCCAGAGCUCCCCCAUCAUGGGACGAACUCCCUCAAGGGUGAAUAAAGGAACAGCAGCAGCACCCAUCCUCCCACCACUCCCUGAACUGCAGAGGUCGAGCCCAUGCCAGGAAGAGAUGCCACAUGAUGCCUCCUUCUCUGAGCUUCCCCAGCUCCAGAGCUCCCCCAUCAUGGGACGAACUCCAUCAAGGGUGAAUCAAGGAGCACCACCCAUCCUCCCACCACUCCCUGAACUGCAGAGGUCGAGCCCAUGCCAUGGAGGAAAGCCCCAUGAUGCCUCCUUCUCUGCUUUUGAGGUCCAGAGGCUGAAGCUCCUCCAGAAAAUUGUACACCAGAAUGACCAGAUUUUGGCCAAACUGGACUUCUUGGCUAGCCGGCAAGGUGGCCCCAGUGGAGACCAGACCUCUUUUCCAGAGAUUGCCGGCUGCAACUUUGAGUUUCCUCUGGAGGAUCUGCAGGAAGUAGAGAGAUUGGAAACUUUUCUCAAAGACCAGGCCAAUGCCUCAACGAGGCAACAAAUUAUAUCUUCUCUAUCCAUAAUUGGAGGCCAGGACUUGAAGAGAAUUACCUGGAACGUUCUUGGGAAAAUCUUUGGGGAUGCCGUGGCCUGCCAGAUCAACUGGAAAGGAGUUAACAACAAGAGGGCUUUCAGCCGGAUGGCCAUCAGGCCUCUUCUUUUCUGCGCCGUGAGGAAAAACCCCCUCACAAAGGCAGCGAUGGAUGAGGACAUCAGCAAACAUGCCAUCCGGUGGUUCAACCUUGCUGGUGAUCGGGCCACCAGGAAGGCGAAAGAAAGGCCUACAGUUUAA
This is a messenger RNA of Engraulis encrasicolus (European anchovy), 1217 nucleotides long. RefSeq lists its product as uncharacterized. The coding region runs from base 33 to 1217 and encodes 394 amino acids. The transcript is spliced from 11 exons. Lineage: Eukaryota; Metazoa; Chordata; Actinopteri; Clupeiformes; Engraulidae. The record is from RefSeq and is a predicted model, not a curated record.